This is a messenger RNA of Aspergillus calidoustus, 3447 nucleotides long. NCBI's taxonomy places the organism in Eukaryota, Fungi, Ascomycota, Eurotiomycetes, Eurotiales, Aspergillaceae. The record is from the annotation of a GenBank genome assembly.
AUGAAAAGCGCUGCACAGGUCGUUAUGGUGAUUUUCCUGCUUGGGUUGGGGUUUAUCAUAGUUCGCUCGAGCGCCAGGCGGAGAUCACCCUUUAUCCUAGAGACACCGCGCAGAAAAAGCCCUUCGGAGCAAGAGAUCGAGAUUGACCCAAAUUCCACUUCGCAAUCCUCGCCGGUCCCUGCAAGUACCGGCCCUCCUACUGCAGAGCAGAACGGUUCCCCCUCUCCCCUCAACCAGUCUACAUUUGCGCCCCAGCAAGCGAUCCUUCCUGCCAAAAAAUCUACGGAUUAUACUGUCGGCUGGAUCUGCGCCAUAGUAACAGAAUACGCAGCGGCGCAAGAAUUUCUUGAUGAAGAGCAUGAGGCACCAGACUUUGUGUCGCCGGGCGACACUAAUCAUUACACAUUGGGCAGAAUUGGGGAACAUAACGUCGUCAUCGCUGUCUUACCUGAUGGAGAAUACGGAACUGCUGCCGCGGCCAUGGUAGCCACGAAUAUGCAGAAUAGCUUCCCCAACGUUCGAAUCGGGUUACUGGUUGGCAUUGGUGGCGGUGUCCCAAGCGAGAGGCAUGACGUUCGCCUGGGCGAUGUUGUAAUCAGUGCACCCCGCGAUGGUAAAGGUGGUGUGUUCCAGUAUGAUUUUGGGAAGACAAUGCAGGGUCGUUCCUUCCAACACACUCGUUAUCUCAAUCAGCCUCCGACAGCUCUCCGUACUGCACUGACAGGACUGCAAGCACGAUACAAGAGAAGGGGGCACUCUAUCGAGAGCACAAUCAACGGCAUUCUAAACCGGAACCCAGGGCUUCGACAAGAGUACGGGCGGCCGCCGGGAAAUGCUGAUACCCUGUUCAGAGCCGAUGUGAUCCAUGAUCCAAAGGGAUGUGCUGAAUUCUGCGCUAGUAAUCCAUCUAAUAUCAUCCAGCGGCGCGCGCGGACUACGAACGAAUCGGAUCCAGCUAUUCACUAUGGGCUCAUCGCUUCUGCAAAUCAAGUUAUGAAGAACGCAUUGGUACGCGACCAGCUGGCAGCUGAGAAUGAUAUCCUCUGCUUUGAAAUGGAGGCCGCAGGGUUGAUGAAUCAAUUUCCUUGCCUUGUUAUUCGCGGCAUAUGUGACUAUUCGGACUCGCAUAAGAACAAGGAGUGGCAAGGCUUUGCAGCGAUGACAGCGGCUGCGUAUGCGAGAGAUAUGAUCUGCCAGAUUCGUCCAAGUUUGGUUGAGGCUGAAAAGAAGCUCGGUGAAAUUCUACUUGGCCUCCAUGAUACUCUUGAAGCCCAGAAUAUAUUCGCCAAAGAGAGAAUGUCCGACAAAGAAGAAAAGUGUCAUCAGUUGUUCCGCCUUACUAGUGACAGCGGGGGUGAUACCACAUAUGAGUGGUAUAAAAAUCGAGUGGAGGAGAGGGUUGACAACACGUGCAUAUGGUUCCUGGAGCAGAAGAAAUUCCAGGAGUGGUUGCAAGCUGAGUCCGGCCCCCUGCUAGUCUCAGCGGAUCCUGGCUGUGGAAAGUCAGUGCUGGCCCGGUACCUGAUCGACAUUUACCUGCCGCGAUCGGCUACAAUCUGCUACUUCUUCUUCAAAGACAAGGCUCAGGACAAAGUUCGGCAAGCACUUUGCGCGUUGCUCCAUCAACUCUUCUCUCAGAAGCCGUAUCUGAUCAAACAUGCCAUGCCAGAGUACAGCAAGGAUGGGGAAGGUCUGAUCAACUCGACAGAAUCGCUGUGGAAGGUUCUACGAAACGCGAUCGGAGACCCCCAGUCAGGACCAAUAAUCAUGGUCCUUGAUGCCCUGGACGAAUGCAGUGAAUUGGAGCUCCCAGACCUGACGCAGAAGGUGGAGAGUCAAUUCCGUAGCCGGCAGGGCAAGCUGAAGUAUCUCCUAACUUGCCGUCCAUAUGAGUCAAUCGUAUCUAGAUUUGGCAGCUUAUUACGCAUCUUUCCGAACCUUCGUAUACCAGGAGAGGAAGAGUCGGAAGCCAUCAGUUGUGAGGUGAAUCAUGUCAUUACGCACAGGGUCGAUCAGCUGUCGCAGAAGAAGAAUCUCUCAGCCGAAGUCAGGAGGCGACUGGAGAAAGGACUACGGAAGACUCCCCACCGCACUUAUCUUUGGGUAUACCUCGUGUUUAAUUACUUGGAGGAAGACGACUUCAAAAAAACAGAAAAAGGGGCUGAGUCUGCCUUGAAAACAAUUCCAACAACUGUUAAUGCGGCAUACGAGCAAAUCCUUAACAAGUCUAAGGAGCAAUCGACAGUCCGAAAAGUCUUGAGUAUCAUCUUGGCCGCGAGCCGACCGCUGACACUUCCGGAGAUGAACAUUGCUAUGAAUGUAGAAGAUACAUCGCAGUCUAUUGAUGACCUUGACUUGGAGAAUGAAGAGGACUUCAAAUCGCGCCUCAGAACAUUAUGCGGACUGUUCAUCUCAAUUCAUCAGGGCAGGAUUCAUUUUCUCCAUCAAACGGCUCGCGAGUUUCUUACUAGAGAUUUGGGAUCAUCUAAUACUACUCCGUUAAAGCCAGGGUGGUAUCACUCUAUCGCUAUCGCGCAGGCACACGAGGUUCUUGCAACUGUCUGCGUGCGCUAUCUCAACUUCUUCAAUUCUGAUACAGCCAGUUCAUUAAACGCGGGUGAAGAUGACAAUAAUAUCACCGGAAGCCACGACUUUUUACAUUACUCAGCUAAAGCCUGGACUACUCACUUCCGCGAGGCCAGUAUCAUUCCUACCGCUGCCAUAAUACCCUCCGCUCUAAGAAUUUGUGACCCGGAUUCAAGAAGCUACGCGGCAUGGUUUGGCAUCUUCUGGGAGACUACAUUUUUGGCAAAGACUGAGCAUUUCUCAAAUCUCAUGCUGGCAUCGUACUGCGGCCAUUGUGCCAUCGCAAAGGUGCUCCUCAGACAGGGUGCGGAUGUGGAUUCGAAGGACACUGAGUAUGGUCGAACACCUCUAUCAUGGGCUGCAGAACGGGGACACGAGGAGAUUGUCAAGCUUCUUAUUCAGACUGGAGAGGUGGACGUGGAUUCCAAGGACACUGAGUAUGGUCAAACACCUCUAUCAUGGGCUGCACAGCGGGGUCACAAGGAGGUUGUCAAGCUUCUUAUUCAGACUGGAGAGGUGGACGUGGAUUCCAAGUCUCAGUCUGGUCGAACACCUCUAUCCUGGGCUGCACAGCGGGGACAUAAGAAGGUUAUCAAUCUUCUCAUUCAGACUGGAGAGGUGGAUAUGGACUCCAAGGACAAUAAGUUUGGUCAAACACCUCUAUCAUGGGCUGCACAGCGGGGUCACGAGGAGGUUGUCAAGCUUCUUAUUCAGACGGGAAAGGUGGAUGUGGAUUCCAAGGACACUGAGUAUGGUCGGACACCUCUAUCAUGGGCUGCAGAACAGGGACACGAGGAGGUUGUCAAGCUUCUUAUCCAGACUGGAAAGGUGGAUGUGGAUUCCAAGUCUCAGUCUGACUAA